CAACCUUACCACCCUACUACAUAUUUGAAAAUUGGAACAGUAAUAAAAAGUAACGGUUGGGGACAAAAUAGUCAUAAUACGAAUUUAUAAAACGACACCGUGGACCCAUCCAACUGUGAUGGGCCCCUCUCCGCUCCUACUCUAGUGAAAGACACCACACUCGCAGAGACGUAACGGGAGUAAACAGAGGAAAUAAAAAAAAGGGACGAGCUCGUCAUAAUUUGAAUUCUCUCCCCCAACCCCAACUUCGAACACUGACAGCUCCACACCCGUCCCCUCUCUGCUCCCCAUUCUCUUCUCCAUCUCCAAAACCAGAGUGAAUAUUGAAAAGAAGUUGUACCGGAACUCGCAAAGUCCAUCUAGUAGAGUUUGUUAAGCAAGAGGAAAGCAUAACUGACUCUUCUUUCUUUCUUUUCUUGGAGUUCCAGAAAGGAAAAGAAGAGAGAAAUGUCAGGUUACGUUGGAAUUCUGGUGUCAGAUCCAUGGCUCCAAAACCAGUUCACUCAAGUCGAGCUUCGUAGCUUGAAAUCUCAUUUCAUGAGCAUGAGGAGAGAAAGCGGAAAGCUAACUGUUGGGGACUUGCCAUCGAGGAUGUCGAGAUUGAAGGUGGUGGGAGAGAAUCUCACGGAGGAAGAGAGAACGUCUCUGAUUCAAGAUUUGUAUCCUAACUCGAACGAAGAGGUUGAUUUUGAGUUCUUUUUGAGGGUUUAUUUGAAACUCCACGCGCACGUAAGUGCAAGAACAGGAAGUGGUGCAAAGAACUCAUCUGCAUUCCUCAAGGCAGCCACCACUACUUUGCUUCAUACAAUCAGUGAGUCCGAGAAGGCUUCAUAUGUUGCACACAUUAAUAACUACCUAGCAGGGGAUGAGUUCCUAAAAAAAUAUAUUCCAAUUGAUCCCUCCUCAAACGAUCUCUUUGAGAUUGCAAAAGAUGGAGUUCUUCUUUGUAAGCUUAUAAAUGUGGCAGUUCCUGGAACCAUUGAUGAACGUGCUAUCAAUACUAAGAGAGCACUCAAUCCCUGGGAAAGGAAUGAAAACCACACUCUAUGCCUUAAUUCUGCUAAAGCCAUUGGAUGCACUGUAGUUAACAUAGGAACGCAAGAUUUCAUUGAAGGAAGGCGCCAUCUUGUGCUUGGGUUGAUUUCUCAAAUCAUUAAGAUACAAUUGUUAGCAGACCUCAACUUAAAGAAAACACCGCAACUGGUGGAGUUGGUUGAUGAUAGUAAGGAUGUGGAAGAGUUGAUGAGUCUACCACCUGAGAAGAUCUUACUGAGGUGGAUGAAUUUUCAAUUGAAGAAAGCAGGAUACAAGAAGAUAAUCACAAACUUCUCUUCUGAUGUAAAGGAUGCAGAGGCUUAUGCUCACCUUUUAAAUGUUCUUGCGCCUGAGCAUAGUAGUCCAUCAACAUUGUCUGCAAGAACUCCAUUAGAAAGAGCAAAACUAGUUCUUGAGCAUGCAGAUAGAAUGGGUUGCAAAAGAUACUUGACGGCAAAGGAUAUUGUUGAGGGCUCUCCAAAUCUUAACCUUGCUUUUGUGGCACAUAUUUUCCAGCACAGGAACGGGCUUUCAACUGAAACAAAACAAAUAUCUUUCCUCGAGACUUUACCAGAUGACACUCAAAUUUCUAGAGAAGAAAGAGCAUUUCGCUUUUGGAUCAAUAGCCUUGGGAAUUCAGUAUAUAUCAAUAAUGUCUUUGAAGAUGUUAGAAAUGGGUGGGUACUUCUGGAGACACUUGACAAGGUGUCUCCCGGGAUUGUCAAUUGGAAGAUUGCAAACAAGCCGCCUAUUAAGUUGCCAUUUAGAAAGGUAGAAAAUUGUAACCAAGUGGUGAAAAUAGGGAAACAGUUGAAGUUUUCCCUGGUCAAUAUUGCCGGAAAUGACAUAGUACAAGGAAAUAAGAAGUUAAUAUUAGCUUAUUUGUGGCAGUUGAUGAGAUAUAAUGUCCUCCAACUUCUGAAGAACUUAAGAUUUCAUUCCCAUGGAAAAGAAAUCAUUGAUGCUGAUAUUCUAGAAUGGGCCAACACCCAAGUGAGAAAUUCAGGAAGCCAAAGUCGCAUGGACAGCUUUAAGGACAAGAGUUUAUCAGAUGGAAUAUUUUUCCUUGAACUGCUAAGUGCAGUCCAACCCAGAGUGGUGAAUUGGAGUCUUGUUACAAAAGGAGUAACUGAUGAACAGAAAAAGAUGAACGCGUCCUACGUCAUCAGUAUUGCAAGGAAACUUGGGUGCUCCAUAUUUUUACUUCCUGAAGACGUCACUGAGGUGAAUCAAAAGAUGAUUCUUACCUUGACAGCAAGUAUCAUGUAUUGGUAUCUGAAACAACCCGUUGAAGAGAAGCCAUCUGCGACCUCAGAUAGUGAAAACGGAAGUCAAGUAGAUACAAUUUCAAAUUCAACGAUGGAUGACUCUGCUUCGGAGUCAUCGAUAGAAGAAAAUGGGAAUAUAUAAAUAGGUGAUGGCUGCAAUCUAUCUAAACUUCUUCUGUUCCUUUAUAUUUUGUAAUAUUAUAUAUAUCUUUUCUCCGUUCCUGUUAAAUUUGAUUUCGAAUAGGAGGUGGAGUUUGAAAGAAAUUUUUGUUAAAGCAAAUGCACAUGUGAAUAGUGCUCAUUUCUCUCCGUUUGGUCCCUCACUUUUUCUCAAAGAAUCAGCUUUGUAUCAGUUGAGAUUGAUCCCUCCUUCUCUCUUUCUACUUGUUAAUAUUAAAAGCACCCAGUUCAACUUUUCUUGUUA
This is a messenger RNA of Carica papaya (papaya), 2727 nucleotides long. RefSeq names its product Actin binding Calponin homology (CH) domain-containing protein. Gene Ontology annotation, molecular function: actin filament binding. Gene Ontology annotation, cellular component: actin filament bundle; actin filament; cytoplasm. The record is from RefSeq and is a predicted model, not a curated record. Gene Ontology annotation, biological process: actin filament bundle assembly; actin filament network formation. Lineage: Eukaryota; Viridiplantae; Streptophyta; Magnoliopsida; Brassicales; Caricaceae.